GGUCCACAUGUAACAGGCCCAAGUUUAGGCCUAACAAAAAGGAACAGCGGAACAAACUAAACCAGAAGCUUGAGAGCGAGAGAGAGAACAGAGAGAAACAGAAAAUGGCCAGGGCCUUCGUGUAUGUGAUACUCGGAGGAGGGGUUGCUGCUGGCUACGCUGCUCUCGAGUUCUCAAGGAGAGGAAUCUCCCAUGGCGAGCUCUGCAUCAUCUCUGAAGAAUCAGUAGCGCCUUAUGAACGACCUGCAUUAAGCAAAGGGUAUUUACUUCCAGAAGCUCCUGCACGCCUCCCCUAUUUUCAUACUUGUGUAGGUGCCGGUGAGCAGAGGCUGACUCCCGAAUGGUACAAGGAACAUGGCAUUGAGCUGAUUCUUGAAACUACAGUGAAAUCUGCCAAUGUGAAGCAGAAGACGUUAACAACAGAAAAUGGUGAAACUAUUAGCUACAGGACUCUCAUAAUCGCGACAGGUGCUCGGGCUUUGAAGCUUGAAGAAUUUGGGGUGAGAGGAUCAAACGCGGAAAAGGUUUGCUAUUUACGCAAUUUGAAUGAUGCAGAUAGACUUGUAGAUGUAAUGAAAUCUUGUGUCGGUGGCAAUGCUGUCGUAAUCGGCGGGGGCUACAUUGGCAUGGAAUGUACAGCUGCGCUUGUUACAAACCGAAUAAAAGUAACCAUGGUGUUCCCUGGCGCACAUUGUAUGGUUCGUUUAUUCACACAAAAAAUUGCCAGUUUUUAUGAGGGCUAUUAUGAGUCGAAGGGAGUGAAGUUUAUAAAAGGAACUGUUGUUACAUCGUUUGAAAAUGAUUCUGAAGGAAAGGUUACAGCAGUGAUUCUCAAAGAUGGAACCCGACUACCAACUGACAUGGUCGUCGUGGGCAUCGGGAGCCGUGCAAACACGAGCCUCUUCGAGGACCAGCUAACCAUUGAGAAGGGUGGAAUCAAAGUAAACAAUCUGAUGCAAACAAGCAACAGCUCAGUUUACGCUGUGGGAGACGUAGCUGCAUUCCCUGUCAAGCUCUUUAACGGUGACACCCGUCGCCUUGAGCAUGUAGACUCUGCUCGAAAGACUGCAAGGCACGCCGUCGCCGCCAUCAUGGGCCCCAGAAACACCAGCGACCUCGAUUACGUGCCAUUCUUUUACUCGAGAGUGUUUACUCUCGCGUGGCAGUUUUACGGGGACAAUAUCGGGGAUGUUGUACAUUAUGGAGAUUUCACCAAGGGGAAGUUUGGAGCAUAUUGGGUGAACAAAGGGAGGGUGGUAGGGGCUUUUUUGGAGGGAGGCGCCAAAGAGGAGUACGAGGCGAUAGCAAGGGUUGUUAAGCUCAAGGCGACUGUGAAGGGCAAGGAUGUAGUUGAGGGCCAAGGUAUCGACUUUGCUCUCAGGGCUUGCCAGAGGGCGACGCCAGUGCAUAACUGGCGUUCCGUCGUCGGUGUUGCAGUGGCUGUGUUGAUGUUUGCAGUUGCUUUUCGGUAUGGGAGGAGGAUGUUUUAGUAUUCAAUAGAAAGAUUGUGUUGUGAUUUGUGAAUCUUCAUAGGCCAGUUGUUCAUAGAGAACUGUAACAGGAAAGAAUGAUGGUGAAUGCUAACAUGUAUAUCUGUAUAAUAUUAACAAUUACCCUCAAUAAUACUUAGGUAGUUCCAUGGAUUCAUUGGAAUUUCAUGAUCCUCAUAGAUAUGCUGCCAGCAUAAAAAAGAAGGCCAACAACAAAUGAUUUAACAUUUUGUCAAAUAAAUGCUUGCUUAUUUCAUCUGUAUAUAUCUUUACAAGUAUUUUAAAAAGUGAACCAGACUGCAACCUUCCAUUUAGCUACACAUUUUGCAUAUAAAUUAACAAGAUACAACAUUGUUGGUAACGCAGUC
Messenger RNA from Asparagus officinalis (garden asparagus), 1858 nucleotides. Its product is annotated as monodehydroascorbate reductase 4, peroxisomal-like. Gene Ontology annotation, cellular component: cytoplasm. Gene Ontology annotation, molecular function: flavin adenine dinucleotide binding; oxidoreductase activity, acting on NAD(P)H. The transcript has 8 exons. Bases 105 to 1490 code for a protein of 461 amino acids. The record is from RefSeq and is a predicted model, not a curated record. NCBI's taxonomy places the organism in Eukaryota, Viridiplantae, Streptophyta, Magnoliopsida, Asparagales, Asparagaceae.